UCCCUCUGCUGUGCGCUAGCGGGAGGAGGGCGCACGGUGUCUUUCGCUCCUGCCCACUCUUCUCGUAGUGAUCUGUCUGUGCGUCUUUGCGUCUUGGAGCUGGAAUUUGGGAAGUGGAAAUGCCACUGUUACUUUCACAGUUGGCGUCAAGUCGAAUGAGAGUGACCCUCUGACAUUCUACUGUGUCGGUCAGACAGCGCGCAUCGGGAAAGGGCCGAACCGUUACCGAACGAACGCAGUCAAAAGGAAUAGGAAUUGGGGGAUUUUAGACGGGGUAGUAGUGAGUGUAUGAGAUAUUAUUGAAUCUUUUAAGUUUUUUAUUCCACUUUUGAUAUACAAUUAUCAGUUAUCGAUUGAUAGCCUAACUAUUGGGGCACUUUAGGCGUCUGGAUUUUCGGAAUCAACAAUUGUUUUCUGCGAUUGGAUUAUUAUUAUUAUUAUUUUCCUGGGAAAUGGCAAGUUCUUAUUCUGCGAGAGAAACACGACUUUCCGAGGAAAGAGGAAACAGCCUCUGAAUAGGCUACUAAAGGAUGCUGGCAACCUGAAGCUGUCAGACGAAUUUCUCCUAUAUUUCUGAGACAUUUGUUGUUUUGCUUUGAGGACUAUAAAACGGUGGAAAUAUCAAAGUUUCUUUUUUCUUUUUCUUUUUUUCUUUUUUACAGAUUUGUGUGUUUUACAGUCCAAUGAUGUAUUGUGGAUUUAUACUGUUAUUUUCAACCCAACUCAUUGUUGUGGCUCCAUUGAUUCAAAGCGUUGCAGAUAAAUGUGGAGAUAACAUUGAGAUAACCAAUGCAGAUUAUCUCACCUCGACUGGCUAUCCGACCUCAUACCCUCCAUCACAGCAAUGUAUGUGGGUGAUAUCAGCCCCAGAACCGGGCCAGAAGAUACUCAUCAACUUUAACCCUCAUUUUGAUCUGGAGGACCGAGAAUGCAAGUAUGACUAUGUGGAGGUGUUUAACGGUGGGGACGAGAAGGCUCCAACCCUGGGGAAGUUCUGUGGGAAGAUCGCCCCCUCGCCUAUCAUCUCAAGCGGCAGCCAGCUUCUCAUCAAGUUUGUGUCCGACUACGAAACCCACGGGGCUGGAUUCUCCGUACGUUACGAGGUCUUCAAGACAGGGCCUGAGUGCUCCAGAAACUUCACCUCGUCCAAAGGCGUUAUAAAGACGCCAGGCUUCCCAGACAAGUACCCCAACAACCUGGACUGCACCUUCAUGAUCAUCGCCCCCAAGAUGUCCGAGAUCGUGGUGGACUUCGACGCGUUCGACAUGGAGCCUGACACCACCCCUCCACCCGGGGCACUGUGUCGCUACGACUGGCUGGAGAUCUGGGACGGGUUCCCUGCAGUUUGGUCCCACAUCGGGCGGUACUGUGGUAACAGCAGUCCUGGACGGGUCAUCUCCUACACUGGGAUCCUGUCUAUGACCAUCAACACUGACAACGCCAUCGCCAGAGAGGGCUUCUCAGCCAAUUACACUGUCAGAGAGAAGACCUGCCACAGGGACAGACACCAGAGGGUUAACUUUAAGUGUGUGGAGGGCCUGGGGAUGGAGUCAGGGGCGAUCACCUCGGAUCAGAUCACUGCCUCCUCUCAGUACAACUCUAACUGGUCUCCUGAGCGCUCCAGACUCAACUACAAAGAGAAUGGCUGGACCCCCUCUGAAGACUCCAGCAGAGAGUGGAUUCAGGUGGACCUGGGAUUUCUCCGCUUUGUCUCAGCCGUGGGAACACAGGGCGCCAUCUCCAAGGAAACCAAGAAGGAGUACUUUGUCCGCUCCUACAAAGUGGAUGUGAGCUCCAAUGGAGAGGACUGGGUCACAAUAAAGGAGGGCUCAAAGCAGAAGAUUUUCCAGGGGAACCACAACCCUACAGAUGUGGCCAGGUCGUUCCUGCCCAAGCAGACCCUGGCACGCUACGUCCGCAUCAGACCCAUGUCCUGGGAGAUAGGCAUAUGCAUGCGCUUCGAGGUUUACGGCUGCAAGACCUCAGACUACCCCUGUUCAGGCAUGCUGGGGAUGGUCUCCGGACAGAUCUCAGACGCCCAGGUCACUGCGUCGUCGCACGCAGAGCGUGGCUGGGUACCGGAAAACGCCAGGUUGCUGACAGGGAGGUCGGGAUGGACCCAGCAACAGACCAGACAGCCCUUCAGGAACGAGUGGCUGCAGGUGGACCUGGGCCAGGACAAGCUGGUCAGCGGCCUGGUUAUCCAGGGAGGACACCACAGAGACAAGAAUGUGUUCAUGAAGAGGUUCAAGGUGGGUUACAGCAGCAACGGCUCUGACUGGACCAUGGUGAAUGAAGACAACGAUGCCAAGCCUACGAUCUUUAUUGGAAACCAGAACCAUGACACCCCAGAGCUGCGCACGCUGGGCCCUCUGCUUACUCGCUUCCUCAGGGUUUACCCAGAGAGAGCCACCCCCGAGGGCCUGGGCCUCAGACUGGAGCUGCUGGGCUGUGAGAUCCAGGAGCCCACAACUCUCCCACCGACCACGCCUGUAGCGAUCACGUUUGCUGUAACCACGUUCGCUGCCACCACGACCGCGUCUGUGACCACGCCCGCACCGACGUCAGAAGAGUGUGACGACGAGCAGGCCAGCUGUCACAGUGGAACAGGAACAGGAACAGGAACAGGAGGGGAGGACUACGACACAACAGGUGACACCACAGUGGCAGACCCUAUCAUGGAGGGAGACCGCAUACCAGAGUACCUGUGGUUUGCGUGUGACUUUGGCUGGGCGGGCAACCCAUCGUUCUGCGGCUGGACACUGGAGACGGAUGCGGGUGCUGGGUGGAUGAUUCAGACCAGCGGRGCCUCUACAGUCCACAAAGGACCCAACCUAGAUCACACAGGAGGUCCAGGAAAUUUCAUCUACAUGCAGCUGGCUGCUGAGACCGAAAGGAAGGAGGAGGAAGCAGAGGAGGAGAGGAUGGAGGAGAGGGUGGCACGCCUAGCCAGCCUGCCCAUCACCGCCCCUGACACAGACCUGUGUGUGUCCUUCUGGUACCACAUGUUCGGGGAGCACGCUGGCACCCUGCACAUCAAACAGAGCAGGGAGACAGAGGAGGGAUGGGCUGAGGCACUACUCUGGACUGUCAGUGGACACCAGGGCAGCCGAUGGAGGGAGGGACGAGUGCUGGUGCCCCACUCUAACACACCCUAUAAGGUGGUGAUUGAGGGAGUGGGAGACUGGAGCACAGGACAUAUCGCGCUGGACAAUAUCAAGAUCCUGGAUGGACUCACAACAGAGGAGUGUAAGGAUCCAGAUAUACCAGAGGCUCCUACGUCCCAGCCAACAGAGAUCUGCAUAUUCCCAAUAGACCCAUACUACCCAGCGGUAGUGGAGAACAGCGAGCUGGGUGGCCCAGGCAACAUGCUGAAAACCCUGGACCCCAUCCUCAUCACCAUCAUCGCUAUGAGCGCUCUGGGGGUCUUGCUGGGGGCUAUCUGUGGUGUCGUCCUUUACUGUGCCUGCUCACACGGCCACAUGUCCGACAGCAGGAACUUGUCCGCUCUGGAGAAUUAUAACUUUGAGCUGGUGGACGGAGUCAAGCUAAAGAAGGACAGCAAGCUGAAUGCACAGAACAGCUACUCAGAGGCGUAAGCUAAAGGCGUGAGCUUCCUCUGAGGGAAGGGAGCACAAGCAGCCUCAUAGCUGGAGGAACUAGACCACCGGACGGAGGGUUGGGACCCAAACGGCACCGUAUUCCAUAUAUACUGCACUAUGUAGGGGAUAGGGUGCCCUGUAGUGCACUAUGUAGGGGAUAGGGUGCCAUUUUGGACGCAGCCAGCCGUAGAGAUGGUAGGAGGUUGUGACCGAGUCAUGAUAUUCUCAGGAGCUGCAGUGAAAGGAAUUUACCAGUAGGGGGCACUGUGUAUAAAGAAAAUGUGUACAGCAAAAAGGAUGAUUUAGUUUUGUGACGUGCUUUGUUUUUAUGUAAUCAGAUGCUGGUGUUGAGACCAAUUAAUAUGAAAGUAUUUAUCAUGUUUUUGUUAUUUUUCUUCUGGAAGGAUAGGAUAUUUUAUUUUUCAUCAGAGGUCAUUAUUAUUUCACAGAAAUAGCAUAGAAACGUAUAUUCACUAUCCUGAUGCGUGGCUCUUCGGCUGGUCAUGUUAUCAGUUUGUAUGUCUGCAUCGAUUU
This is a messenger RNA of Salvelinus sp. IW2-2015, 4136 nucleotides long. Lineage: Eukaryota; Metazoa; Chordata; Actinopteri; Salmoniformes; Salmonidae. The record is from RefSeq and is a predicted model, not a curated record.